This is a messenger RNA of Emiliania huxleyi CCMP1516, 958 nucleotides long. RefSeq lists its product as hypothetical. The record is from RefSeq and is a predicted model, not a curated record. Lineage: Eukaryota; Haptophyta; Isochrysidales; Noelaerhabdaceae. The transcript is spliced from 2 exons. The annotation marks the transcript as partial.
UCGGCUGUAGGACGCCGCUCAGCGAGCGGUUGGCCGCCCAAGCGCAGCGAGCUGAGCCGCCGCCCGGAGCCGCAGACUUGCUGCGGGGCGGGCUGGGCCCGUCUGCCGGCAGCCUCUCGGGGCAAGGAGCGGCCCCAGCUUCGUCAUCGCCCUCGCCCUCGCCCUCGCCCUCGCCCUCCUCGCCCGCGCCGUCGCCGUCGCCGUCGCCGUCGCCCGCGUCGUCGCCGUCGCCGGGGCCCGCUUCUCCGCACUGGAGGCAGCACUACUACGCGCCCACCGCUGCAGCGCCGGCGGGGGCAGCGCCGGCGGCAGGGCAGGCGGGGGCAGCGCAGGCGGGGGCAGGGCAGGCCGCGGGGUCCGCGAGCCGCCGCUCCUCCUACUAUGUCGCGGGCUUUGGGCAGCAAGGCGCGCCGCAGCACAGCGGCGGGAGAGGCGGAGGGAGACGUGGCUCGCUUCCGGCGCCAGAGACGCUCACCCACGGCUGGGCAACCCCCCACCCCCACCCCCCCACCCCCUCGACCGCACAGGCGCAUGCAGAGUACGCGGGCGCGGCCCGAGACGUCGGGGGCGACUAGAGCGGAGGUCGCACGAGAUCACUCCUAGAUGCUGCUGCUUCCUAGGCGCGGCCAGCCGACCGGCGACUACGCCGAGCGGUGGGGCGUCAGCGAGGAGGAGUGUCGCCGCUUGUGCGACGAGUCUGCGGCGUGCCGCGGGCUGGAGAUGAAAACCGACCGCCGCGUCGCGAUGCAGCGCUGCGAGCUGCACCGGUGGGCGCCGACGCACACUCUGCCGAUGCCGGGCUUCCUGUGUUUUGUCAAGGCGUGAGGCAGAGGCCCGCCGCGCGAGUACAUUUUGGUGGCCCUCUUAGACUUCUCCAGUAGCGUACUCUGUCAGUUGUAGCAUGUGUAGGGCUGAAAGGGAAGGGCGUCGCAUGUUUCCAUUUUGAUUGCCGAGAUCG